Messenger RNA from Stylonychia lemnae, 1842 nucleotides. The record is from the annotation of a GenBank genome assembly. NCBI's taxonomy places the organism in Eukaryota, Ciliophora, Spirotrichea, Sporadotrichida, Oxytrichidae.
AUGGAGGAUAGAAAAGCCUUAAAGUAAUAAUAGUAGCUACAUAUUAGCAAUAAAAAAAAGUCAUAAAAAUCUUAGUCUAGUGCUUAUGAUCAUUUUGAAACAGAAGAGGAGUUUACAGAAGAGCUAUCUCCUUUGGGACUUAUAUUUAGUAAUCAUGCUUUGACACAUAGAAACCCAUUAUUGUCUGAUAAAGGUAAUGCUUAAAAUGGAAGAAUAUUGACAGAAGGUGAUGGUUAAUACAAAGUCAAUUUCAACUCAAACAAAGACUUUGAAAAUUAAAACUCACUUAGAUAACUUGGCAGCAAUCAAAAAUAAAAGAAACCCAAGAAGUAAAUCUCUAAUAUGGCAUUAAAAGAGGAUUUGAUACCUCAGAAAAUCAAAAUCAAAAGAGAGAUAUCAUAAUCACUCAAAAAUUUCGAUGAAUAACAUCACCGUCGUAAAGAAGAGUAAAAAUAUACUUUAUACUAAAAAGGGGAAGAUGAGCUUACUCUUAACCCUAAGAAAAGAAUUUCAUCAAUGGAAGAUCUACUUUUAGAGGAAAGCGAGAGGCAAGACAAUUCCUCUUCAGACUCUUCAAGAAUAAUAAAUCCAAACAUAAAUCUUAUAGAGGAAGAACACAAAGAGGAAGAUGAGAAUAACUAUUAAAAGGAAAUGAACCAAUUGAUAAAGAUUGAAACCAAGUUCUUUCACAGACAGUCCAAUAAUAAUCUAAGGCUUUCAAUUUCAUCUCUAAAUCAAAGAGACAGAGAGUUAAUUAGAACAGAGACGGCAGAUUUCCCUAUGAAGCUUCUUACACAUGCUCUCAUAAAUGUUGAAAAUAAUGGGGUUCGUAGAAAUAAUUUAAAUUAACUUUCUAAUCAGGAUAUUUUACAAGACUAGACUCCAGAGGGGACGCCUAGAUUUCCCACUGAUGAAGAAAUUGAGCAAGAAGAACUUAAAAUGCUACUAACUUUUGCCUUCAAAGAUACAGAUGAAAUAGAGAGAUAUUAAAAAGAAAUGUCUUUCAUUAUUAAUUAAGAACCUAUAAUUGAGAGACCUUUAGAAUCCAAAAUAAAAUAAUUAAAGAUCGAACUCAAAAGGGAUAGGCCAAGUAAUAAAAAAACUUUAAUUUUUACGAGCAUUGACGGCUUAUUUUUAUUUUCAUCUCAUGCCUAGAUUGUUAAAACUUGUGAUUGUACUAUUAAAAUUAGAAAAGAUGGAGUUAAAAGAAACGUGAAAAUAUUUUUUAGACCACAUCUCUAUACCUUCAUCAAAACAAUGAGCUAAUUCUUUGAAAUCAUCCUUUAUAUCAGAGAGGAACAGCCUUGGGCAAAACAAUGGGUCGAUGUCCUAAACUAACUCAUGGAUACUAAUUAAUCAUAAAAGAGGCCUAAAUCUAACUCAAGGCAGAAUAAGAAUGAGCCUGAUAAUUCUCAACAAAAAAACCCUAAGUAAUUCUUUGACUAUGUUCUUACUAAGGAGCAUUGUAUUAUUGACAAACCUAUGAGAGUUAUUUGCAGGAAUAAAGAUUUGUUUUUAGAGGGGAGAUCUAUCAAGAAUGUAUUGUUUAUUGCAAAUGACUUAAGAGAUAUGACCUUAGUUCAUUAAAAUGCGAUCUUUGUCAGAUCUUAUCAUGGAAAUAAGUAUGAGAAUACACUGGCAAAGUUAAAGGUUUAUCUAUUGAAAUACAUUUUGGAAUGUAAUGAUGUAAGGGAUGUUGUAAAGAGAGAUUUCUUAGCUCAUAUGAAAUCGAAGAAGUAGAAUAAUGAACCUUAAAAGUUUGAGAGCCGUACAACAAAUAACUCGAAGAAACGAUCUUCUAAAAGCAAAAAAUAAUCAGAUUAGCCAAAUCUGAACAAAUGA